AUGUGCCCAAGGUGCCGGAACGACACUUGCUUGCAGUGCUACCCGAAGGAGCCCACGGCGGAGCAGCCUGCGCCGGCCGCCGCCCGCCCCGGCUCCGGCACCGGCGCCCGCUCGGAGAGCGGCGGCGAAGACGGCGAGGAUGAAGAUCAAGAGGUCGCGGAGGAGGUCCUCAUGAAGGCGUCGAAGGGCAGCGCGCAGCACUUCGCCGGCAUUUGCAGGCCAUGCCUGUACAUGAACACCCAGGUGGGCUGCAGGAAUGGGGUCGACUGCAACUUCUGCCAUGUACCUCACAAGCGAAAGCGCAGGGCGCGGCCGAGCAAAGCCACCCGGAUGCAGUGCAAGCAGCUGGUCGCCAUGCUUGAUUCCGCAUAUGGCGACGACGAUUCCCAGGUGGUGCAAGCAGCGGAGACGCUGGCGGCGGACAGCGCCUACAUGCGCAGCAUCCUCGCAGCCAAGGGCAGACAGCACCCUGGCCAGGCCGAGGACCCCUCAGCGCUGGGCUGGCUGGCCGGCAGGGCAGAGCGGUACGGGGCGCAGGCGCUGGGGGCCACUGUCGUGGCGCGGGCCGCCGCGCCGAGCUGCGGGGCCUGCUCGCCGCACCUGGCCUGCCCCGCGCCUCCGACCCUCUCCUGCCCCGCCUGCGUCUGCGCUGGCGCGGGCGGGCACGUGGUCGAGCCCUCGUGUCUGGGCCUCGUCACGGCCUACUCGGUGGCCGCGCUGACCAUCGGCCUCGCUUUCGGGGCCGUGGGAGGCGCCUGGGCGGCGCGGCGGCUUCUCGGACAGUCGGCCCGCCAGCCGCCCGCCGUGGUGGAGUUCGUGGGCGGCAUCGACAUCGCCGCCCUCGCGGCUCAGCAGGUUCGUGACGCCAGAGCCCGCGCCCCUGCGCUGCAGUGA
Molecule: messenger RNA, 894 nt
Organism: Prorocentrum cordatum
Lineage: Eukaryota; Dinophyceae; Prorocentrales; Prorocentraceae
Source: the annotation of a GenBank genome assembly